AUGAAGAAUCAAGUGUCACAGCUGAAACAUCAACUCAGAAAUCUGGAGGACAGUUUGAGGGAGAAAUCUCAGAGGAAUGACAGGGUACAGAGGGUCCACAAGCGCCACGCUCAUGACUCACCAAAGGACAGAAGGGAGCAUGGAAGGAACAAGGACGAUAAGCGGGCCAGAACGUCGAAGGUCCCCACUACUGUCAGCCGGAGCCCCUUUUCCGCGGACAUUUUAGCGGAUACUCUGUCAAGGAGUUACAAACCUAUCUCUUUGGAUUACGAUGGUACCACCGACGCAGAGGUACACCUCAACCGGUUUGAGGGAUUGGUUACUCUCCACAUGUACUCGGAGGGCAUCAAAUGCCGAAUAUUUUCCACCACAUUAACUGGACCUGCCCAGCUGUGGUUUGGGACACUCGCCCCAAAUACUAUUCACUCUUUUGAGGAUUUACAGACGCGUUUCUUAAGGCAGUUCGCGAGCUCGCGGAGGGUUGGGAAGUCAGCUCUUUCUUUGAUGGACAUAAAGCAAGAUCAAAAUGAAACAUUACGGGAGUAUACUGCCAGGUUCAACCUCGCUGCUCUGGAAGUGUCAGAGGCGGAGUCACAGAUUAAAAAUUGUGCUUAUGUUAGAGGGUUAAAACCGGGACUCUUCUUUGAUGAGUUACAAAUCAGACCGGCAAGGGAUUUUGACGAUAUCAUGGCUAGACUGCCGGGAUAUUUGCAGUUGGAGGAUGCCAGGAUGGACACGAAAAGCUGA
Messenger RNA from Salvia miltiorrhiza (redroot sage), 747 nucleotides. RefSeq lists its product as uncharacterized. The coding region runs from base 1 to 747 and encodes 248 amino acids. The record is from RefSeq and is a predicted model, not a curated record. Lineage: Eukaryota; Viridiplantae; Streptophyta; Magnoliopsida; Lamiales; Lamiaceae. The transcript is spliced from 2 exons.